Castor canadensis (American beaver) is the source of this 1075-nucleotide messenger RNA. Its product is annotated as T-cell surface glycoprotein CD1c-like. Gene Ontology annotation, biological process: immune response; antigen processing and presentation, exogenous lipid antigen via MHC class Ib; positive regulation of T cell mediated cytotoxicity. Gene Ontology annotation, cellular component: external side of plasma membrane. Lineage: Eukaryota; Metazoa; Chordata; Mammalia; Rodentia; Castoridae. The record is from RefSeq and is a predicted model, not a curated record. Gene Ontology annotation, molecular function: exogenous lipid antigen binding; endogenous lipid antigen binding; lipopeptide binding.
AUGCUGUUUCUUCAACUUCUACUGCUGACUCUUCUCCUCCCAGGCAGCAACCAUGCGGACAUGGUCCAUGAUAUGGUCUCAUUCCAUAUCAUCCAGAUCUCAUCCUAUGCUAACCAAUCUUGGGUACAAAAUCAGGGCUCAGGUUGGUUGGAUGAGUUGCAGACUCAUGGCUGGGAGAGUGAAUCAGGAUCAAUAAUUUUUCUGCAUACCUGGUCCAAGGGCAACUUCACUGAUGAACAGUUGACAGACCUGGAGCUGCUAUUCCGUGUGUACUUCAUUGGAUUAACUCAGGAGAUUCGUAACUAUGCCAGCCAGUUUCAGUUUGAAUAUCCCUUUGAAAUGCAAGUGAAUGCUGGCUGUGAGUUGUACUCUAGAGAGAGCCCAAAGGACUUCGUCCAGGUAGCUUAUGAAGGAUCAGAUUUUAUGAGUUUCCAAAACACAUCGUGGGUGCCAUCUCCAGAGGGUGGGAGUCCGGCCCAGAAGGUCUGUGAUCUCCUCAAUCAAUAUGAAGGCAUCAAGGAAACAGUGCAGAGCCUUGUGAGAAAAACCUGUCCCCAAUUUCUCUUGGGUCUCCUGGAUGCAGGGAAGAUGUAUCUUCAGAGAAAAGUGAAGCCAGAGGCCUGGCUGUCGGGCCACUCCACCCUUAAGUCUGGCCGACUAUUGCUGGUUUGUCAUGUCUCUGGCUUCUACCCAAAGCCUGUUUGGGUGAUGUGGAUGAGGGAUGAGCAGGAGCAACUGGGCACGAAACAUGAAGAUCCUUUUCCCCAUGCUGAUGGGACUUGGUAUCUUCGGGCAAACCUGGAUGUAGCGGCUGAGGAUGCUGCUGGCUUGUCCUGUCGAGUGAGGCACAGCAGUCUAGGAGACCAGGAUAUCAUUCUCUAUUGGGGACGCCGUCUUUCUGCGAGCUUGAUCUCUUUGGCAGUGAUAGUGCCUUUGAUCCUUUUGAUAGUCCUCAUGUUAUUGUUUAAGAAGCGAUGCUCUUAUUGGAAUAUCCUAUGAGAUGCAUCAGCAUGCAUAAUGCAUAAUGAGAACCCAACAGCCCAGGAACUUAGAACAGCACAGUGAUACAUCCUCU